This is a messenger RNA of Blastocystis hominis, 540 nucleotides long. RefSeq lists its product as hypothetical. Bases 1 to 540 code for a protein of 179 amino acids. Gene Ontology annotation, biological process: early endosome to late endosome transport. Gene Ontology annotation, cellular component: transport vesicle; late endosome; plasma membrane. The record is from RefSeq and is a predicted model, not a curated record. The transcript has 4 exons. Gene Ontology annotation, molecular function: SNARE binding; guanyl-nucleotide exchange factor activity. NCBI's taxonomy places the organism in Eukaryota, Bigyra, Opalinata, Blastocystidae.
AUGAUUCGUGUUCUCGAUUUGUAUAACUUUGGGGAUGAAUCCAUCGUGUCAAACCCGGUGUAUAACUCGAUCAUGACAACGAUCCCUAAUAUAAAGAGAGAUGCGCAGGAGAAAUCCAUUAUUUUAGCAAUUCCGAUGACUUCGACACUGAAAUCUUCUCGCUUCUCUCAAUCAUUUAUCCAGUCUCAUAUCCUCACCUCCUCUUCCGUUUACAAAGAUGAGUACAUCACGUACUCAGGGAAAACGGCGGCAAUCAAUAGUAAAUACGUCCAGACAAAAAUGGAUAAGUGGAAUGGAGUUGGGUUUGCGGAAGAGCGCCAUUGCCGUAUUCUGUACGACGACGUCAUCACAGUCGACGGCACAUCUGAAUUCCGCAUUCUGUUAAUCGACAAGCCUCUUGAAGGCAGCUAUUACCCUCUCCAAGUGUUUCCGCAAUCCAAUGUUUUGUUUCAUUCUGGACAUGUUUCAGGUCUCUCCUCCUCUCUCUCUAUUCUUUGUAGAAGUAUUCGACUAUUUCGUAGGACGCUCGGUUUCCGAUAG